AUGGCUCUCUGCGUAUCAUCUCAACCGUCCAGCUCGGACCACCGCGCACGGCCGUCACUCACGUCGCCCUCCGAUAUGAUGCGCUCCAGCACCUCCCCCGCCGCCUUCGCCCGACACCACCGCUACCCCGCGCACCAGCCCUCCCCUGCCGGCUCACCUCCUUCCCAAACCUCCUCACCUGGCGGGUCAACCUUGGGCACGCCUUCGCGCUUUUACCAAGCAUCACCGCCCCCGCCCACGGGGGAGGCAAGUGAAACGCUUCUUCCGCAGGAGCAGCAGGCGCGCACGUCCCUCGACGGUCCAUCAUUUGCGCCGACCUUCCUCCAGAUGCAGCCGCGCCGCCCCACGUGGCUCCCCGCGGACCAGCAGGACGAGCUGCUCGACGACGAGGCCCUGGCGGAGCCCCCCGUGCGCGGAACUGCGCGCGCCAUCGCACGGGGUGCCAGCUGGACAGGUUCCGCGUCUUCCCACGCGGUUUUCGGCGGGCGGCGUAGCUCAGCGACUGGUGACGGAGUGCUGGGAGGAGAGCCGCUGAGCAGCGAGUCGGUGUGUCCGAUCCCCGCCGUCAACUGGAAGGAGUCGGCGAUGUCGGACGAGGCUCGGCGCGCUGUGGCGUCCUCGGUGUGCCCCAUCGCGCCGCAGGACUGGCGCGCUCUCUCCCGCACCAGCAGCGCCAGCGCCAGCGAGCACGACUUGGCCGCGUCAUCGGUCCUCAGCACCGCCGUCGGUCUCAGCGGGUCUUGCGGCGCCUCGACACCGCCGGGGUCACUAUCGUCGGCGGGCAGCUCGCCGCUGCACAGGAGUCCGUUGAACAGCGGCCCGCUGCAGAGCACGUCGUCGUGCCCGCUGCCAGCGGACGUGUUUCACGGCGUCGUGGCUGGCGGCGUGGGGUCCGCGUCUGCUGGUUCGGGUUUCAGCGCAAUUGGUGCUACAACGGCGUAUGCUAGUACCGGGACGACUGGGAAGGAGUCGGGUGCUGUUGCGAGUGGUGUGAGUGGAGUCGUACCCACGGCGGUUCCUCUUCAUGUAUCGCUGAGGGAGCAACUGCUGCGCGCCAAUAGCGGGUCCUGUGCCUACCAAGGUCCGGCAGCUGUGCGACCCGCCAUUAGUCGCAUGGCGAUGUCUUGCUCUAACAGUCGCCAGUCGAGUGGUAACUUUGCGGGCUACUCGCAAAGUUCCAACUCCAGCCCUGCGCGCGAUUCUAUUCACGGCAGUGAAGACACGGGAUCAAAUGGCGGCGUCAAUUGGCAAGAGCUUGACAACCUCUGCCAGAGCAUGGACGCAGCGGGGAUUAUGAUAGAGCAGAUUGACCUCACACCUCUGGAUGACGCAUCGGAUGAUAUCCACGGCCACGCCUCUGCUGCUGCUGCUUCUUUCUCGGGUUCUGGGAGGAAUGCCAAAGUUUCUGCUGCUCCUGAAGCUGGGGAGGGUGCUGCUCCGGUGAAGUAUGCUGUCAAGUUUGGUGGCAUGUCCAUGUGGCACUCACCCUCUCAUUGA
Closterium sp. Yama58-4 is the source of this 1497-nucleotide messenger RNA. The record is from the annotation of a GenBank genome assembly. NCBI's taxonomy places the organism in Eukaryota, Viridiplantae, Streptophyta, Zygnematophyceae, Desmidiales, Closteriaceae.